Paramecium primaurelia is the source of this 248-nucleotide messenger RNA. The record is from the annotation of a GenBank genome assembly. NCBI's taxonomy places the organism in Eukaryota, Ciliophora, Oligohymenophorea, Peniculida, Parameciidae.
AUGAGGAUUAGCAACAAUUAGUAUUUAGUAUUCUAUAUAAGGAGAAAUAUAAAGUGUCGUAAGGAGGUAAAAAAAUUAAAUCCCCCUAUAAGAAGUAUUUUUAAAGAAUCUUAAGUUCUCAUCCGCAAUAAUAAAAAUUGAUUAAAGAACGAAAACUCAAAAAACAUCGAUAUUAAUAUUAGAAAAUUAUGUUGUUUUCAACAUUUUAAUAAACAACUCCAUAAUUAAAAUAUAAUCUUAGUGCUUGA